Messenger RNA from Aspergillus mulundensis, 1431 nucleotides. RefSeq lists its product as uncharacterized. Gene Ontology annotation, molecular function: N-acetyltransferase activity. The record is from RefSeq and is a predicted model, not a curated record. NCBI's taxonomy places the organism in Eukaryota, Fungi, Ascomycota, Eurotiomycetes, Eurotiales, Aspergillaceae. The transcript is spliced from 2 exons. The coding region runs from base 1 to 1431 and encodes 476 amino acids.
AUGGCUAACAAAGCAGGCCCCAAUGAACGCCGAACCAUCAGCCGCGAGGAUCUCGGCUUCUACAACGCCCUCGUCAUCGCAGGGGUCUACGAGGUGACGCACAAAGACCUUGGCGUCGAAGACGUCCGGUCAUUCAUCCAACCCUUGGAACACUGCAUCCAGGAACAUGCAUUUCUGAGCGUCGUUGUCAAAAACAAAAAUACCGAGAAGCCGUUCUUUGAGAGAGUUUCAAGUCUAAACCUCAGCAACCACAUUGCAAUUAUUCACGAUAAAGAUAUCACCAUCGAAACAGAGAAUGAAUCCAUUGAACAAUUUCUUCAGCCAAUUCUCGACCGCCCCUGGCCAGCCGACAUCCCGCCCUGGCGCAUCAUGGUCCUUCCUCUCCCGUCGCAAGACGAGCACGCAAAACGCGUCUUUAUAGCGUUUUCUUUCUCACAUACUCUGGGCGACGGGAUGGUUGGACAUACCUUUCACCGCACCUUUCUCAACUCCUGGCAGCGCGCGCCUCCUGCGAACGAAAUUGGAAAUGCCUGUUUGAUAGUCCCUUCAUCUGAACUGGAACUCCCCUUACCCUUUGACACUCCCAAACGGCUCCCAAUCUCAUGGACCUACCUCCUUAGCCCGUUGUUAGCAGUCUACCUGCCCAAGUGGAUCUGCGGGCUCCUCGGUCUCCGUGCCGCCGUGACCACCGUCAACGCAGGGACCGGGGUCCGACUCCUGGAAAUCGAUGCCCCAACCCUUCAAAAUGCACUGACGGUAUCGCGAGCACAUGGGACGAAACUGACGGGACUACUACAUCAGAUGAUCAUCCGCGCACUGAGCAAGGCCCUUCCGGACGCGAACAUCACGAACUUUGUCUCCGGGACAGCGGUUGAUAUGCGCAGCUCGAUUGGUCUUCCGGGGUCAUCUUGGGGCCUGUAUGUUACCGGGCACUACGAGGUCCAUCCCCGACAUCAUCCAUCCGCCCCAGGGAAAGAGUCUGCAUCUGGGCCCGCGUUUUCGGACGGAACCUGGGCAUCGGCCGCUGCGAUAACGGGGAGCCUUGCAUCAUGUGCGACGCGCCUGCAUGACCAAGCGAUUGGACUUCUGCGGUACGUGCCGAGCAUUAGGGCCUGGACGGCCGGGAAGAUCGGGCAGCAGCGAGACUGUUCGUACGAGGUGAGCAAUUUGCUUGCGUUUGAUGGUGGUCUUGUGGCUGGGGUAGAUGCGAAAUGUAAGAUCACGAAGAUGGUUUUUGCGACGCCCGCGAAUGUGGUUAGUGGGCCGUUGGUAUUUAAUGUUGUUAGUGUGACGGGAGGGAGUUUGGUUAUUGCUGUGAAUUGGCAGAUUGGAGCUUUAGGCUUGCCGGUUGAGAAGGAGAGAGCGUUUGUUGAUGAAGUUUGUGAGUUUAUCAAGGCAGAUUUUGGAAGGUUGAGAAUGGAGGUAAUAUGA